AUGGAACUGCCUACCUACAUCAGUGGCGUUUCAGGUCCAACUACGACCUUAGAGUACAAAGCUCUAAACAUCCCAAUCUUCUUUGAUAACAAGCAAUUUUUUAUUCCAAAAAUCACUUGUUUUCCCAAUAUGCAUGGUGAUUUCAUUAUUGGCACAAACUUUCUUCAUAAGUAUUUGCCUUUCAUCUUGCAAUCCUCCUCUAUUCAGCUUAGACAUCCAACUGGUGAUGUUACUCUUCCUCUUAUGACUUCACACAAAUCUUUAUGUGAUUCAGCUUUCACUCCUGAACGGAUUACUCCAACUGUAAUCUGGCCAAUCCCUAUCAAAACCGCCAUAACCCAUUGGCUCCUUGACCUUUUGGCUCCUAAUUUCAGUGAAGACCCUCUUCUUUGGUGGGAUAAAAGCCCUCGAUGGUGUAAUGUCCAACUCGAUGCUCCCAAUAAGAUCAUCAAAGUCAAACCAAUCCUCUACCUCAAAGCCGAUAUAGAAGAAUUUGACAAACAGAUUCCCGAACUAUUGGCACUCCGACUUAUUGAACCCUCAACAAGUCCUCACUCCUGCCCUGCUUUUAUGGUACGCAAUCAUGCGGAAAUAAAAUGUGGCAAAGCUCGUAUGGUUAUAAACUACAAACAUUUAAACCAAAACAUUCUUUUUGACGGAUACUUCAUCCCUCGAAAGGAUAUUCUUAUCCACCAUGCCAAACAGGCCUCGAUUUAUAGUAAAUUUGACUUAAAAUCUGGCUUCUGGCAACUCAAGCUUACUGAGGAAUCCAAACCUCUCACAGCUUUCUCCACUCCUUUUAAUCGCCAUUACCAAUGGACGAUUAUGCCCUUCGGACUUUGUACUGCCCUGUAA
Molecule: messenger RNA, 855 nt
Organism: Telopea speciosissima
Lineage: Eukaryota; Viridiplantae; Streptophyta; Magnoliopsida; Proteales; Proteaceae
Exons: 1
Coding region: 1-855 (284 amino acids)
Biological process (GO): proteolysis
Molecular function (GO): aspartic-type endopeptidase activity
Source: RefSeq, a predicted model, not a curated record